UUUAAUAAUUAUUUACAAUAGUUAACAAUAUUCCCUCAAGGCAGCUUAUUGAUUCCUGUCCAUCGUAUUUCUUGUUCAUACAAAUCUCAGUAUGUAGAUGUAUAUCUAGAAUUCUGGAAUGAUUAGACAAUUUAUAACCGUCUUUGUGCUUAGUGUGCCUCUUGUUGUGUCAAACCGAAUCAAAAUAGGUGUAAUUAUUGAUGAGGCUGCAAUAUGCGGAGUCCUUCCGCCUUCAGUAGUGAUAGAUUGUUCACGUAAUUGCACAGCAAACAUUUUAUGGCAACCAAUGAAAGACUGGACAUCGUUCAAUAUUGUAAGAACAGGAUCCAGUCUUUACAACGAAGGAGCCGUAGCAGUAUAUAUGAUAGGAAAUCUUUCAAAUACGUAUAAACCCCCUGAUUGGAUCCAACCUUUGUCUGGAAUUGGUCAAAUUAUCAGUACAGAAAGUCAAAACCAUUCUGACUAUUGUUCUAGCAGAUUUGAUUUUCCAGAUUUAACUAAAUCUUUCUCCAACCUGGAAAGUAGGAGAUUAAAUAGUUAUGACACUAGCUACUCAAAAAUGUUGAUGGAAAUAUUAAAGGAACUUAAAUGGACCAACGCUGUUCUUGUCUAUGAAGAUGAUUCAGAAUUUGAAGUUAGUGGUUUAACAGAGCAGUUACAGCUAGAUGGUGUCUUCCUCAGCAUGUACAAAAUUGAUAAUGGUUCUAGCAACGAAGAUAUUUACGACCUUCUGUUUCAUGUGUAUAAUAUUUCUGCCUCAGAACUUUUUAUCAUAGUGGUAGGCGGAGGGAAAAUGCUGAAACGACUUAUGUUGGAGGCAAACACAUUUGACGAUAAGCGUUUCAGAGAAACAGCUAUGCACUACAAUUCACGUUGGCUUUUGUUUCAUAUUGACCAUCAACCUCUUAAUGAUGUAUCUUUGUUAUCAAAUUUAAACAACGUUGCCAUGGUUAAUAUUCCACACAACUCAAUGGCGCUAGAUAUUCCUGAAAAUUUGACUUUUCAAUAUAUUUUGGAAAAUAUAUUCACAAAUGAAAUACUGACGGAAGAAGAUAUGAAGACAUGUUGUUUUAAUGAAACAUCAAUUAUCCAGUUGCAUAAUAAAAUGAGAGAAGUUAUACUUCAGACAAAGAAAACAUCCGCAAAGAACAUGAAAUUUCCUAUAAUGACGUUAAUGUUCCAUAAGAGUGGACGUCAGUGGAAUACGAUUGGACACCUGCACCUGUCGGGGGACACUAAACUACAAUCGGAAGUCUUCCCAAAUAUCAAUUAUGGAUUUAAUGGCAAAUUAUUCAUCGUAUCAACACUUGAGUACAGGCCAUUUGAAUAUCUAGAUAAUGGAACCUGGAAUGGGUUGUGUAUAGAUCUUCUUAUAGAAAUGAGCAGGAACCUUAAUUUUACGUAUAAAUUAGUGAAAGGUUACGAUGGAGAAUGGGGAAGAAUAUUAAAUGGUUCAUGGACUGGACUUGUUGGAGAGCUUCAGAGAAGGGACACUGACCUGACCUUUGCACCUCUCUCAGUUAUGGCAAGUAGAGAAAGGGUUAUGGAUUUUACCCUAGGAUUUUUCUUCGAUCAAACUAUUAUAAUGCUUAAAAAGCCAGAUGAGACAAAAUGGCUUCGUUUAAUUGAACCUCUUCGCUGGGAAGUGAUAAUAUUGACAGGCUCUCUGAUUCCAAUUAUUUCGGUUGUGUUAUUCUUUGCAGAAAAAUUUAAUCCAUUUUAUACUCAGAAUACGAAGAUGGAAGCAUUGUACAAUUUCAAUUGGUAUUUAUACGGCUGCGUUUUCUUGCAAGGUGGAACAAAUCUACCGAGAUCACAAACAGGAAGAACAAUUAUUUGUUGUUGGUGGUUAUUUUGUAUAAUUUUAUCAGCAACUUACUGUGGUAACCUAAUUGCAUAUUUAACUGUUACAAAGGAGGAAUUACCAUUCGACACACUACGCGAAUUGGCUAAACAGGACGAAUACGAAUGGGGAGUACUUGGUGGUACAUAUUGGGUCACAUGGUUCGAACAGGCAACUGUUCCAUAUCUGCAGGCAGUUUGGAAUGGCAUAAUAGCUACAAAUCAAACGGACCCUAGGGUUUUAAGUACCAUUCCCAAGGUCCAUAUGCAAAAAAUCAGGGAAGACAACUAUGCCUAUAUAGCAGAAAAAUCAUUUUUCGAAAUAGAGGCUACUUUCGAUUGUGAUUUACAAAUAGCUAAAGAAGAAUUUCUACCUCUGCAGUACGCUAUUGGUCUGCCAAACAAUUCUCCAUAUACCAACAUAUUUUCAAUCGGUACGUUAAAUAUUCUUGAGUCAGGGUUGAUACAAAUAUGGAAGCAAAAACAUUGGCCGAAACGGAAUUUCUGUUCGGGCUCAAUGUUGACAGAAGCAAAGCCUAUCAAAUGGACGGAUAUUCAAAUUGCGUUUGGUUUUCUAUGUUGUGGAAUAGUUUUGAGUGUUAUAUUUUUAAUUAUUGAGUAUAUGAAAAAAUGGACGGAGAGGUCAAAAUUGACAGGUGGUAAUGAAACUAGUAUGCAAAAUGCAAGCGCUUUAUCAAUCAACAUGAUUCAAGUAAACCAAUAUAGUUGACUAGUAUAUCCGGUUUCUUGCUUGGUGAUCUGACUGAUCUAAUUUCUCCUCUUUUGUUUUGAUAUUGAAAGAGAGCAUUUAUUUUUGGGACUAUGAAGCAUAACAUUUGUGUAUAGUACUUUCAUGCAUUACGUUUACUGGUUCUUUUAUGCAUAACAUUUGUGUAUGGUUCUUUAAAGCAUAACAAUUAUGUAUGCGAUUAUGCGGCAAAACAUUUGUGUAUGGUACUAUGAAGCAUAAUAUUUGUGUAAAGUACUUUCAUGCAUUACGUUUUUGUAUUGCUGGUUCUUUGAAAGCAUAACAUUUGUGUAUGGUUCUUUAAAGCAUAACAAUUGUGUAUGAUACUUUGAAGUAUAACAUUUAUGUAUGCGAUUAUGAGAAAAAACAUUUGUGUAUGGUACUUUGAAGCAUAACAUUUGUAUAUGAUACUUCAUGUACUUUGAAGCAUAACAUUUAUGUAUGGUACUUUGAGCCAUAACAUUUGUGUGUGGUACUUUGAGCCAUACCAUUUGUGUAUGGUACUGUGAGCCAUAACAUUUGUGUAUGGUAAUUUUAGCCAUAACAUUUGUGUGUGGUACUUUGAGCCAUAACAUUUGUGUAUGGUACUUUGAGUCAUAACAUUUGUGUAUGGUACUUUGAAGCAUAACAUUUGUGUAUGGUACUUUAAAGCAUAACAUUUGUGCAUGGUACUUUGAAUCAUAACAGUUGUGUAUGGGACUUUGAGCCAUAACAUUUGUGUCGUACUUUGAGCCAUAACAUUUGUGUGUGGUACUGUGAAGCAUAACAUUUGUGUAUGGUACUUUGAAGCAUAACAUUUGUGUAUGGUACUUUGAAGCAUAACAUGUGUGUAUGAAAUUUGAAAAAUAACAUUGUAUGAAACUUUGAAGCAAUUAUCAUGUAUGUGUGUUACUAUGGACCUUACAUUUAUGUAUUUGACUAUGAAGCAUAACAUUUUUGACUGAAUAUUACGCUUUGUGACUAAGUAGCAUACCAUAUAAAAAGAAGAUGUGGUAUGAUUGUUAAUGAAACCCAAAUGACACAGAUAUAAACAACUAUGGGUCACCGUACGGCCUUCAACAACGCGCAACGUCCAUAUCGCAUAUUUAGCUACAAAAGGCCCCGAAAUCACAAAUGUAACUCAAUUCAAAAGAGAAAACUAUAUAAAAAUUAUAUAUUUAGCGGCCUAAUUAAUGUACAAAAAUAAAUAAAAAACAAAUAUGUUACACAACAACAAACGACAACCUCUGAACUACAGACAUGUGUGGGUGGGAAUAUGACGCAUACUAUUGGUGAAUGUGACCAUUACUCAUAAUACUAGUAUUUUAAUGUGGAUGUGAAGAAUACUAUUAUUGUUUGAAUUUAUGAAACAUAAUAUUUAUAUUUGAAUAUGAAACAUGCUAUUAGUGUAUGAAAUUUUAAAGCAUAACAUUUAUGUUUGCAACUACGACGCAUAGCAUUUGUAAAUGUGAUAAUGAACCAUUCCAAUUUGUU
This is a messenger RNA of Mytilus trossulus (common blue mussel), 4063 nucleotides long. RefSeq names its product probable glutamate receptor. Bases 119 to 2572 code for a protein of 817 amino acids. Gene Ontology annotation, molecular function: glutamate receptor activity; transmitter-gated monoatomic ion channel activity involved in regulation of postsynaptic membrane potential. The record is from RefSeq and is a predicted model, not a curated record. The transcript has 13 exons. Lineage: Eukaryota; Metazoa; Mollusca; Bivalvia; Mytilida; Mytilidae. Gene Ontology annotation, cellular component: plasma membrane; postsynaptic density membrane. Gene Ontology annotation, biological process: synaptic transmission, glutamatergic; modulation of chemical synaptic transmission.